Cucumis sativus (cucumber) is the source of this 1045-nucleotide messenger RNA. Its product is annotated as cyclin-P3-1. The record is from RefSeq and is a predicted model, not a curated record. The transcript is spliced from 3 exons. Gene Ontology annotation, biological process: regulation of cyclin-dependent protein serine/threonine kinase activity. Gene Ontology annotation, molecular function: protein kinase binding. Bases 124 to 780 code for a protein of 218 amino acids. Lineage: Eukaryota; Viridiplantae; Streptophyta; Magnoliopsida; Cucurbitales; Cucurbitaceae.
UCCUUCUUCUUCCAUCUCAUUCAGAUUCUCUUCUCCUUCCCCUUUUUUGCCUCUAAUGUAGCUCAAACAACCAUCCCAUUUACUCUCUUCCAUUAUUAUUCCCUCUUCUUAUGCAGAUUGGAGAUGGCAGCUUCAGAACUCGAAGUCGAAGAUGUUUGCUCGGAUAUCUACAUUAACCUGGGCCUUAAGUCGUUGCGCAAAGGAAUCCGGAAAAAUCCUCGGGUUCUCACGCUUCUUUCUUCACUUCUAGAAAGAUCUGUAAAAAAAAAUGAAUUACUAAUGGAGGCCACACAAGUUAAAGAUGCUCGCACAAUGUUUCAUGGUCUACGAGCUCCUACCUUGAGUAUUCGAUGUUACAUAGACCGGAUCUUCAAGUAUUUUGGCUGCAGUCCAUCAUGCUUUGUCAUUGCUAAUAUUUAUGUUGAUCGAUUCCUCAAGUGCACAGAGAUUCAGUUAACUUCUCUCAACGUUCAUCGACUGCUGAUAACGAGCAUAAUGCUGGCUGCAAAGUUCAUUGACGACUCGUUCUUCAACAAUGCCUAUUAUGCGAAAGUUGGGGGAGUAAGCACAGCGGAGAUAAACAAACUGGAGAUGAAGUUUUUGUUUAGUAUCGACUUCCGACUUCAGGUGAAUAUACAGACAUUCAGUCGAUACUGUUAUCAGUUGGAAAAAGAAUGCACUGAAACACGUCAGAUUGAACGCUCGAUUCGAGCCUGUAGGAUUAAGGAGAACUGGUCAAAUAAAGAUGAGAAAUCUUGUGCUUCCACGACAGCCAGAUGAUUUUUUUACCACAAACCACUGUAUGUAAAAUCAAUCACAACUUCCUUCAAUUGCUUCAUAUAUGAUUCAUUUAGAAAAUUUGCAUUGUUGAUAAAGUUGGCCAUUAUUUCCGAUGGUUUUUUUUUAAAAAAAUUCUAUUUUCUUGUGACUUUGUCUACAUGUAUGCAUCGGUGAGAGUUCAUUGGAGAAGUAGAAGAAUACUGUUUGAAAAUAUAUAUAUAUAUUUUUUUUUUAUAAAUUGAAUGGGGCAGUUCGCCACUUUUUA